Messenger RNA from Closterium sp. Naga37s-1, 1434 nucleotides. Lineage: Eukaryota; Viridiplantae; Streptophyta; Zygnematophyceae; Desmidiales; Closteriaceae. The record is from the annotation of a GenBank genome assembly.
AUGACUUCGCGCGGAGCGCGCAGCAGUGCACGGAUGCGCUACGGGGCCAUCCUCGCACUCGCGGGACUGCUGGUGGUUUCGCGUGUUUGCUUGCUCGCAUCUGCGCAAGCGGAUGAGGAGGCGGGGGAGAGUGCGGCGGAGCAACAGGCGGAGGUUUCGCGAACCAUCACCGCGAAGGGUCCGAUAGGACACCACCCGGCGGACGCGGCGAGGGACUCGGCAGAGCAGGUGGCGAAGCGGCAGCAGCGGACGACGUCGCCCAACCUUCGCCGCCUCGCGCUAUUCGUCGACCCGCUGCCCAUUCCGCCCGUCGUGGACGCGUCCAAGCUGCCGCGUCGCAACGGGCAGUCGCCCAAUAUCACGAUCGGCGUGUACAACGUGAAGCGGAAGUUCCACAGCGACCUGCCGGCCACCAAGGUGUACGCGUUCGGGCUGUCGCGCAGGACGGCGAGCGUGCCGGGGCCGACGAUCGUGGCGCAGAAUCGGGAGGAGCUGCGCGUGGAGUGGGCGAACAACAUCACGGACAAGCAGCACAUGUUUCCGCUCGACCGCACGCUCAUGAUUCCCCAACUCAAGCUCGGCGGUGUCCCCAUCGCCGUCCACGUGCAUGGCGCGCAGGUGUCGAGCAAAUCGGACGGCCAUCCGUUAGCGUGGUGGACGAAUCGGGGAGAGCGCGGUCCGACGUUCGUAUCGAACACGUACACGUACCCGAACGGCCACGCGGCGAGCACGCUCUGGUACCACGACCACACGAGCGGCAUGACGCGCCUCAACGUGCUCGCGGGCAUGUUCGGCGCAUACAUCAUCCGGCACCCCGAGCUGGAACAGAAAUUUAACCUGCCCGAGGGCAGGUACGACGUGCCGCUGGUGAUUCAGGACCGGUCGUUUGUGAAGAACGGAUGGACGUUCCUGCCGAGCCAAGGCGUGUCCAAGGUGCACCCGCACUGGAUGCCCGAACACUUCGGCGACUUCAUGACCGUCAAUGGCAAGGUGACCCCGUACAUGCGCGUGGAGCGACGCAAGUACCGCUUCCGCAUCGUCAACGGCGGCACCGCGCGCUUCCUCGAGCUCGUCUUCCGUGCGGCCCCCGCCAACACCGACCUCACUCUGCGGAACGCGCUGUCCGCGUCCCCGCAACUCCCCUUCGUGCAAGUCGCCGCGGACGGCGGGUACCUCAACGCGCCCGUGCCGCUCUGCCGCUCCGUGCUGGGUCCGGGGGAGCGCGCGGACAUCGUCAUCGAUUUCUCCAAGCUCCCCGCGGGCACCGCGGUGUACCUCACCAACCGCGCGCCCGCGCCGUACCCCGGGGGCGCCGUUCCGCAGGGCGACCUUCGCUUCGUGAUGCGCUUCGACGUCGUGCCCGCGACGUCCGCCGACACGACGCGCGUGCCAGCCACGCUCCUCAGCAUUCCAGCAUCUCACCAAAGCCGUUAA